CCCCACAUCAAAGAGACCAGAAAAGGCCGAAUCCCCGGUCAGCGACGGGGGCACCAGCCGCCGCGGCGGCCAAAAAACCAAAAAUCCGCGCCUCGCCUCAAAAGCCCACGAAAAACUUCUGGAAAUCGGAGCGCGACCGAGGAGGCCAACACCACCACCGGGCACCACCACCACACCACCACGCGGCCACUAGCGCACGCGCGCGCGGGGGGUUCACGCGGCGGACACAUGCCGUGCGCCCCUUCCACCUCCACUCCGGCCCGCUUCCUCUCCGCCGCCGCCGCAGCAUCGGGCUUGGUUGGUUCGCCCCCGGCGUGGCGGCGCGGGGGGCGAUCGAUCGCGCGGGAGAAACCCUAGCUGAGCUACUGGAGUGGGUAUUAACUACGGCGGCUUUAAUACUGGGAGGGGCUCGAUGCAGAACCACGCGUACAGCCGGCUUGGGAGCGGCGGCGGCGGGGCCGUGCCGUCGCCGCCGUCUUCGCCGCGGUGGGGGCCGGGGAGGAGGUCGACGGUGAAGGGCGGGUUGGGGAGGGCCGGGGCGGGCGGCGCCGGCGCCGGCGCCGUGCGUGGCGGAGGCGUCGUGCGGAGGGCGGCGAGGGCGGUGCUCGCCGCUCUGCUGCGGCGGCAGGCGGUCUUCCUCUUCGCUCCGCUGCUGUACGUGGCGGCGAUGCUGCUCUAUAUGGGCUCCAUCUCUCUGGACAGCGUGCCCCGAAUCAUCUCGCGCCCGGCGCUCGGUUCUCUGUACCGCAGCCCGCAGCUCUACGCCCGCCUGCGCGCCGACAUGGACGCUGACAACGCCACUGACGCUCUAGCAACUGUAUGGAGACAUGCUUACAAGGGUGGCAUUUGGCGACCUUGCAUAAACAAUAAUAUCUAUGAUUUGCCUGAAUCGAAUGGCUACAUAUAUGUGGAGGCUAAUGGUGGUUUGAAUCAGCAAAGGGCAUCGAUAUGCAAUGCUGUUGCGGUUGCUGGUUUUCUAAAUGCAACUCUUGUGAUCCCGAACUUUCACUAUCACAGCAUCUGGAGGGAUCCUAGCAAAUUUAGUGAUAUUUAUGAUGAGGAACACUUUCUCCAACGGUUGAAAAAUGAUGUCCGUGUAGUUGACAAGGUGCCUGAGUUUAUUAUGGAGAGAUUUGGUCACAAUUUGAGUAAUGUAUUUAAUUUCAAGAUAAAGGCUUGGUCUCCUAUCCAAUACUACAAAGAUGCUGUUCUUCCUAAGUUGAUCGAAGAAAGGCUCAUAAGGAUAUCACCUUUUGCAAACCGAUUGUCAUUUGAUGCUCCAUCAGCUGUUCAACGGUUGAGAUGUCUGGCUAAUUUUGAAGCCUUAAAGUUUUCUAAACCAAUCACAACUUUAUCUGACAUUUUAGUAUCUCGAAUGAGAGAAAAAAGUGCUGAAAACAAUGGGAAAUAUGUAGCGGUGCAUCUCCGUUUUGAAGAGGAUAUGGUUGCAUUCUCUUGUUGUGUCUUUGAUGGUGGUGAAGAGGAGAAGAUGGAACUGGAUGCAGCCAGGGAGAGGGGUUGGAGAGGAAAGUUUACUAGGCCAGGACGUGUAAUAAAGCCUGGAGCAAUAAGAAUGAAUGGGAAAUGCCCGCUUACACCUUUGGAGGUUGGGUUAAUGCUUCGCGGGAUGGGUUUCAGCAAUAACACUGCAAUAUAUUUGGCUUCUGGAAGGAUAUAUAAAGCAGAGAAGAACAUGGCACCUCUCCUUGAAAUGUUUCCUCUUUUGCAGACAAAAGAAACAUUGGCAUCAGAUGAAGAACUUGCUCCAUUCAAGAAUUUCUCCUCAAGGAUGGCAGCUAUCGACUACAGUGUCUGUGUUCAUAGUGAGGUUUUUGUGACUACUCAAGGUGGAAAUUUUCCUCACUUCCUUCUUGGUCAUAGGAGAUACCUUUAUGGUGGUCAUUCGAAGACAAUUAAGCCUGAUAAAAGAAGAUUGGCCAUACUCUUCGAUAGUCCACGUAUCGGAUGGAAGUCACUAAAACGUCAAUUGGUGAACAUGAGAACACACAGCGAUGCCAAGGGUAUUGAAAUGAAAAGAGCAAAUGAAUCUAUAUACACCUUUCCAUGCCCUGACUGCAUGUGCCGAUCCAACAAAUCAGAACACUCUAAACCCAUCCAGGCUAGAUAGCAUAGUCAUGACUUGUUUGACUGACCCUGAUUCUUUUUGGCACCAUAGCAUGUGCUCAUUCUUUGCUUGCCGUCUGGUGGUGUGAUGUCCGGUCUCCAAGCACCCCUACUGCAGCGUUGCUCAUCUAUUACAGUCCCCAGGUGGAUUUUGCGGAUAUGUCAGGUUCAUUUCAGCUAGGCUGAUCCUCGGGCUAACAAUAGACUGAUCUGUGUCCCAAUAGAUGUGUCUCUAACCCUUUCUAGGUCUGUUCCCUGACAAAGUAGUGCAGUGCCAGCCGGCUUGAUGUAAUAGUAGUUCCAUUGUACAUUUCUCAGCUAGGAAGAAUGCCAUACAAAUUUUGAGAA
Messenger RNA from Oryza brachyantha (malo sina), 2472 nucleotides. Its product is annotated as protein ESMERALDA 1-like. The transcript is spliced from 10 exons. The record is from RefSeq and is a predicted model, not a curated record. Bases 413 to 2128 code for a protein of 571 amino acids. NCBI's taxonomy places the organism in Eukaryota, Viridiplantae, Streptophyta, Magnoliopsida, Poales, Poaceae.